AUGUCAAAUGUUGAUCCUGAAGCAAUUGCUACAACAAUUCCUCAGCAAAAUCUUCACAUCAAUAUACCGUUGGUGGAAGCUUUGGAACAAAUGCCCAACUAUGCGAAGUUUUUGAAGAAUAUUUUAACUAAAAGGAGGAGGCUUGGAGAAUUUGAAACGGUUGCUUUAACUGAAGGUUGUAGUGCUAUAUUGAAGUAUAAAAUUCAUCCUAAAUUGAAAGACCCAGGCAGCUUUACAAUUCCUUGUUCUAUUGGUGGUAUAACACUUUACGACUUGGGGGCUAGUAUCAAUUUAAUGCCCAUGUCGAUUUUCAAGAAGUUGGGAAUUGGAGAAGCAAGGCCAACCACAGUCACUUUGCAACUAGCGGAUCGUUCUAUGGCACACUAG
Molecule: messenger RNA, 387 nt
Organism: Humulus lupulus (European hop)
Lineage: Eukaryota; Viridiplantae; Streptophyta; Magnoliopsida; Rosales; Cannabaceae
Exons: 2
Coding region: 1-387 (128 amino acids)
Source: RefSeq, a predicted model, not a curated record